AUGACGAUGUCAAAGCUUCUCUCAAAAGCAGCUGCUCGUGCAGCAUCUACAUCCACUGCGACGCAGACAACCAAAGCCGCUGGUGACAUCUCGUCGGUUUUUCCAAGUCUAAGACCGGACUAUAAGCCAGAGCCUCUUCCCCCGCGGUUUCAAGACUUGAAGCGCAGGCUCUUUGAGAAGAAUGAAAAGGCUUUGACCGAGAGCUGGAAGAGAUUGCUACCCAGUUUGGAGGAAGAAGUAGACAAGAUUCGGACAAAGGGCAGUGACAUUAUUCCUUCUGUGGACUAUGCUGAUGUCGUCUCGGGAACAAUUUCCGAAUCGACAAUGAAAGAGAUCCGCCAUCGCGGUACUGCCGUUAUCCGAAAUGUCAUUCCUCGCGACAAGGCUUUGGAUUAUAAGCAGCGUAUCCGUGAUUACAUCGCUACCAAUAGAGAGCGGGUUAAGGCAUUCCCGGCUGAUUCACCAGCUGUCUAUGAGCUCUACUGGACUCCAGGUCAAGCAGAAGCUCGUGCCCAUCCUAACAUGCUCACCACCCAGCGUUUCCUCCAACGCCUGUGGCACUCAUCCGACCCAAAGACAAAGCUGUCAACGUCCAAUCCGCUCACUUAUGCGGAUCGUCUGCGCAUUAGAGAUCCCGGUGAUGCCAAGUUUGCCCUCGGACCACACGUUGAUGGUGGCUCACUUGAGCGUUGGGAAGAUCCCGAGUACUCGAGCGUGUACACCAAGAUCCUGGAGGGCAACUGGGAACAAUAUGACCCGUGGGAUGCAAAGCACCGCCUAAAUGCCAAGAUGGAUCUGUACAACGGUGCUGGCGCCUGCUCCAUGCUUCGCUUUUUCCAGGGCUGGAUGUCCAUGUCCGACACUGCCCCCGGCGAGGGCUCUCUGCGUGUGUGCCCUAUGAUUGUUCACAGCACCGCGUAUACAAUCCUCCGUCCUUUCUUCGAUGUCCAGAGCCAACAACCCAGUUUGGAUUCCACCUUCCCUGGUUCUGUUCCCGGUGCAUGCCAGGAGUACAACCCGGUGACCCAUCCACAGCUGGAGUUGGAGACGACCAUGGUGUCGGUGCCGACGGUUGAACCCGGUGACUUUGUUGCAUGGCAUUGUGACAUGCUCCAUUCAGUCGAUAAGGAGCACCGUGGCAAGGGUGAUUCUAGCGUGCUCUAUAUCCCUGCCACUCCUGUGUGUGACAUGAACAUCGACUACCUUCUCAAGCAGCGUCAGGCUGCUAUUGAUUACUCACCCCCGUGGGAUUUCCCUGGUGCUGGUGGCCCUGGCGAGUUUGGUUUCAAUGGAGCUAUGGAUUGGUCCUCACUAAACGGUGAUGGCCAGCGAGCAAUGGGCCUGGGUAACACGCCUUGGGAGAUUACCGAAGCUAUGACCGAGGGCGAAAAGGGAGGCCGUGCGAUCGGCCAACAGGGCUUGCUUUGGCCUGUAACAAUAUUUGUGCCAUCAUUGAAACGGAGUUAG
Messenger RNA from Penicillium daleae, 1467 nucleotides. RefSeq names its product DUF1479 domain-containing protein. NCBI's taxonomy places the organism in Eukaryota, Fungi, Ascomycota, Eurotiomycetes, Eurotiales, Aspergillaceae. The transcript is spliced from 2 exons. The record is from RefSeq and is a predicted model, not a curated record. The coding region runs from base 1 to 1467 and encodes 488 amino acids.